Molecule: messenger RNA, 1815 nt
Organism: Aspergillus versicolor CBS 583.65
Lineage: Eukaryota; Fungi; Ascomycota; Eurotiomycetes; Eurotiales; Aspergillaceae
Exons: 3
Coding region: 1-1815 (604 amino acids)
Source: RefSeq, a predicted model, not a curated record
AUGCCUCCUCUUGUUGUUCCCUCACAUCUCCAAGUCCCCAGAGAUGUUCCUUCUCCCGGUAAUGCCACGGACAUCGGCCUCGAAGUCGUCUGUGCGUGGCCAGUAUCUGGCCAGUACGGGCCUGGUACAAGAGUCCUAUACUACGUCCUUAUCGCUGCCUGCGUAUUCGCAAGAAAAGAAGAGUGGCUGAGAAAUGCCUGCCUAGCCGGUGCUCUGCUCUUCCCGGCAAUCGCGGCCGUACAUGGGAUCGUCCUCGCCGCAAUACAUGUUGAUGGUGCGAUUGAUAUGGAUGUAUACGGGGCCUUCCAGCUGUGCUCGAUUGGAAUCCUGACUGCUCCCCUUACUGCAAGGAUGUCUGGCACAUACUUCAAGGACCCGCGUCGGAAUAUCAUCUUUCUGUGGACUGGCCUUGUUCUUGCUGGACUGCUGAGUAUCACCGUCGAGCUCUUUCGGGUUGAGACGUCGAUGUGCACUCAUGACAACGCAGGGAACCCACUAUCCAGCGAUGUAUCCCAGUUCCCCUACGAGGGUGCUAACUGCAGCCUGCGCUGUUCCACCGAGGAAGGUCCCUUCUCGCCCAUACGACUCGGAGCAACGAAUGAAAUAUUCGUGAUUCCCGCACCAAAGAAGCUCACGUUCGGCGCCACAACACUACUGGCUGCCGCCUGCUGUAUCCCAGCCAUAAUAUCCAUCUUAUACUUCUGGUCCUUGAUCCUUCAAGAGACCUGGAAAAAUCACGUCAAUGUCGAGACCGAGUCAGAUCCACGGGAUGAGCCCAUUACGGGUACCAACGGGGCCACUGUGGGAAAGAUGCUGCAAAUCAACGGCCUGGUACGGACGGUUCUGAGCACAGUGGAAGCCCCAGUAUUCGCAGCAGCAGUGCUAGCCAUUCUGAUCCUGGGAGAAAAGAACUUUUUCAGUAAGCCGGUAGACCAUGGAACCGAGCCCAUAGCCAGCAUCGGCCAGUGGGCGCCGAUUGUAGGCGCAGGCUUCGCAAUAUUCGGUUCAUUGUAUCUGUUUCUUACCGCCGACGAUCGAGAGCAAAGCUCUGCUUGUAAAUGCACCUGCCAUAAUGUGGACGGUGUAAAACGACAGUCCACCCCGGUCGACAACGAAUCGAGAUCAAUCGCGACGACCACAACGACCCCCGGGCCUGCCCAUACCCACCCAGCGCGACGUGAAACCCCUGAUAUUGGCAACCGCCGUGGGAUCAACCGAGCCCUGAUGCGCUUCGCAACGACCCUCAGCAUCGCCGCCCACGACCGUCUCACGGACUACGACUUCCAGAUAGGCCGUGCACAAGACUUCCCUGAGAUACCGGCCGAGGCGCAGAGGAACCGAACACUACAGCAAAUCCGUGAACAAUAUAACCCCAGGCGAGACUCCAAUGGUAACCUCACUCUCUCGCGUGUCGGUUCAACCAUCAGUAUAGCUUCAUGGAGGGACGGGGAGCGCAGCUCCACAACGUCGCAACCGCGGUCUUCCAGGGCGUCCACGCGUUCGCGGUCCCCCUCUCCAUUCCCAGCGUCGUCUCGACAAGAGGAAGGACCUGCUUCAGUGGAUUGUCAAGAUCUUCGUCCACCCCGACGGCGCCGUGAUACCUUGGAAGUCCCUAAUCAGCAUGGCUCUACAAGGCGCAGCCCCUCAGCAUCGUCGGUUUCUACAGCCGGAAUUGCGAUACCUGGAGGGCAGGGAUCACCAGCGAUAGUAAUAUCAACCGGGGAUGAAGUAUCGAGUUCUCCGUUUGAUUCGUCAGAGUCUGAACCCUCGGAGUCACUGCGAGGGAGUAGAUAUGGACGGCGGUUCACAUCCUAG